AUGGAGGCUUAUUAUGUCAAGGAGAGGCGGCAUGGGCAUGCGAAGACUUCGGGGUUCGUGCCGUCUGUCGGCCUGCGAGGCGGCAGAGUGGUCGAGGACGACUCACACUCCUCAUCGCCCCAGGGGGACACGCCUGAUGACACUUCGGUCAUCCGCGCCACCUCCCUUGUUACCACCCUCGGGGGUCCCUCCCUCGGCAGCGAGGAGAGCUGGCUUCCGCUGUACGGUUACCAAGGCGUGGUCUGGUUCCGCACGGACAUGCUUUACACAUUCGUCGACGCCGUCGACAGGCUACUGUGUCUCGACAACCGGGCGGGGGUGAGUUACAGCCUGUACCUUAUGGACAAGCGCAAAAAGUACGCGACGCAGGCCGAGCGGGACGAGUUCCUCGGCGACCUUGAAGGAAACGGCGUGACUGUCUGGGCCAGCGGUGUUGGUGACUACAGCGACGACCUGUUUGCCCUGCACUGGCUCCUCGACCGGAUCGGGGUGACCGAAGAGGAGCAGGAGGCAUCCCAGAAGGCUAUUUUCGUCGCUGGGCCGGCCGACCCAAUCCCCUGGGCCUGGGAGCCCAACGCUUCUCACCGUGUUCAAAAAGUUGCACUCUCUUGGCCAUACGCACGUAGCUUCAACCGGCCCGACGUUGCUUACCUUCGAAUGCCCGAGAAUCCUGCCGACGCCAUUUACACGAACCAGUAUGGACCGUGGAUGGCCAAUGUGUGUCGGGUACUCGCCGCCGGCCGAAUCCCCGGCCGCCCCGGUUAUCCUGCUGUCCCAGAUGCCUGGUUCACCCUAGGCCGUGGCCUUAGGAACAGCGAGAUCGGUGCAUAUGGCGGCUUAGUCUUUCCGCCACAGCUCUGGGAAGCAAUUGUCGAGAAAUGGGAGAACGACCAGGCCGCCCAGGUCAAUCUUGAAGCCGUAACGGGCCCCGAGAGGGACGACGGGAGCAGCAAUUGUUGGCACUUCUUCCUCCCUGGCACCAGCUCCCCUUACCAGACGCAGUAUAUCUCCCCUUACGAGAAGCAGUAUAUCCCACACAACGAAGUGGGCGACGUCGUGGUGGUGCGACACAGGAUCAUGGCCCUGGUGACCCGCUUCAUGUCAGCAGCGAGCAUUGCCGCCAUGCAGUACCUCCAAGUGUAUUUGCCGGGUACUGGGUUCUUUCUCGAUUCAGCAAACGCUCCCGACGUUACCAUACCGAUGACUGGUAAAACCAUGGAUUUGGCAUUCCAGCCCGUCGUGGACCUCAUGGUUAAAUGGAUGGAUCGGCUGAAGGAAAAGCAAGGGGUCGCUCCGGUGACAGACGGGCUGGGCUUAUUUCCCCAGUUCCUGUCACUUCGACCUGUGUUUAAGGAUUACCUCAUCCUCGACGAGGAACAAGUCGCUGAACCUUUGCCCUGGGACCCGAGAACCACAACCGUGGACCAGUUCCGGCGUCUUGCCGGCCGGGUGUUCUCAAAGGCUGGACAAAAGGAGUUGUACUCACCUGAUAAGUCAUGGAUUGCCAUCAUGCACUACCCUCUGGGGGGACCCAUCGAGGCCUGUGAUCCGAGCGAGAGCAAACCAAGGCUCCUUGUCGGCCCCAAGACCACAGAAGUUGAGUGGCGGUCGAUUCGCAAAAUGAUAGUCGACCACAUUCUGUACAUCUGUCUGCUCGACAAAAAGAGCCUGCCUCGGUUCGGAGACCUGAAGAGCAAGCAGCCUUUCGGGUUCAACGACAUCUACGAGACGCCGGACGCGCUGCUGUACCACCAGCUCCACCAGGGCAAAAUCCCGGUUUCUAAGCGCCAUUACGACUGGCAGCUGAAUGAAAAGCAUGUCUCAAAUGAGUUGGGCACAGUCCAGCCGUGGGAGGAGCAGCCGAUACCCCUUUCCACACUUUACGCGCUUACGCGCUUUCCUUUACGACCGCCGCCGGGUACCAAGCUGCCUGUGGCAGUUGAAGGUUCCCGAGAACCGAAGCCAAAUACGUUGCGCUCGGAUGAUGCACACGUGCGGACGCCCCACGACUCCAUGAACAGUUUUGGGUUUCGACCUGUGACGGACGUCGAGAAGGGUCAGCGCCUGCGGGAGCGUAGCUACGCCCACCCGCUGGAUGUGCGGAUGCACAUGUCGGUGCCCAUCAACGCGCCGCCGGUGGACAGGUUGCUUGACCUGAAACACGACAGUGUGCCGGUUGUCUCCCUGUCCGUCCUGACCCCUACGGAGGUCCGUCGGCUGCAGCGGGAUUACCACAACAUGCGAAACCUAGCCUUGUCCCGCAUCCAGCGGUGCCCAUAUCCGAACUGCGAUGCCGUGUAUCCUGCGAAUAAAGCGGAGAAGAUGGAGAAGCACCUGCAAGAAAAGCACCUGGCAGAGAAGUGCAACUUCUGCGACGAGCAACUCUUUGCACACUGGACGCCGGAGUGGCGAUAUCACCACAUGGUGGAAAGGCACUCGGACGUUCUCGGAUCCUAUGUGCAUGAAAGAGAGGACGACAGCGUCCGAAUUCCCGACGAGGGCCGGACGGACCGCACUCGCGAGGGGUCCUGGAUCUAUUGCUCUCGGUGUGGGCGCCACCACAUAAUGCUCAACGUGGGCGCAGAUCGGCAGCAUCAUGACAAUGUCUGCUACCCCGGCGUGCAGGAAAAGGAGUCGGACUGGGUGGCGUGCGGCACUUGUGGGGAUCGUAUUACUGAUGCGAGCGUGCAUGACCAUGACGACAGCGAGGAUGCUGACGCCGAGAAGCGUUUCUGUGAGGAGUGCGCGCUCCCCUUAGGUCCAUUCUCCGAGAUCUACCGGUCGAAGCACCUCGCCUUCUGCAAGGGCCACGGGCGUGACGAUGCUCAGUAUUGCCCUUGGUGCGGCAUCCAGCUUGACGACGAUCUCGAGGCUCGUAUGGAGCACAUUGGCGGAUGUGGCAACCUACCGUUCCUUCAUGCCGAAGGUCCCAUCGAUAUGGCGCGACGGGCUUAUUUCCCACCCGGUCGUGGUCGUGUUGCGGCAACAAGCGGCCGAGCCGGGGAGCAAGCUACCAAGCGCCGUAGAAACGAGAAAGCGGCAGAGGUGGCAUCUAAAGCCCAAAAGCGGCCCACGAAGAGGUUAGUUCCCUUCGCCCCUUAUCGCAGCAUUGCUGACCAUGGUAGAAUGAAAAUCACCGUCCCCCAACCGAGCACUGCUGGCGAGGCCUCGGCAGAGGGCAGUUCGCCCCUCUCUGCGCCGCCGAGCACCUCCCACUCACUCCCGCCGCCUCCGCCAUCGGCGCCGGCGCCGGCAACCCCAGCCAAGGCAGCCGGGAAAACGGGGGCGAAAGCGAAGCCCUCCCCGAAGGCCCCCAAAAAGACCCCAGCGAAGGUCCCGGCCAAAGCCAAACCAGCACCAAAGGCCAAAACAACCCCGCCCAAGACCACAGCAGCAACACCCGAACCCAAAACCACAACAGCCCGCCCAACCCCCAAACCCGCCGCAGCCCCCAAAAAGGCACCACCAGUCACACCCCCGAAACCCCGCAAAACCUCCCUCACACCAUCGUCCACCACCACCAUGCGAACACGCAACCAAGCCAAGCGCGAAGCCGAAGCUGCCGCCGCCGUCGACACCUCCCCCUCCUCCACUGACGCAGAACAGCAGCAGCAGCAGCAGCAGUACCAGGAGGCCGAGGAGGUGCAGGAGCAGCAGGUCACGGAAAAGAGCGUCUCAGCCAAGGUCGCGCGCACAGUGUCCUACGCCGAGCCGCUCGAGCGCGGGGCGUCGCCGGUGCGCGGGGCCGGGGCGCGACGGUUGGGGCCGGCUAUCCAUUUGGCGGGGGUUGGGACGCGGUGGGGGUAUUAGUGACGACCCGAGGUGAAGGGUUGGAUGGGGGUGGGGUGAUUUGGGAU
Messenger RNA from Chaetomium fimeti, 3857 nucleotides. RefSeq lists its product as uncharacterized. The transcript is spliced from 3 exons. Gene Ontology annotation, cellular component: spliceosomal complex. The record is from RefSeq and is a predicted model, not a curated record. Bases 1 to 3810 code for a protein of 1269 amino acids. Lineage: Eukaryota; Fungi; Ascomycota; Sordariomycetes; Sordariales; Chaetomiaceae.